This is a messenger RNA of Ostertagia ostertagi, 507 nucleotides long. NCBI's taxonomy places the organism in Eukaryota, Metazoa, Nematoda, Chromadorea, Rhabditida, Trichostrongylidae. The record is from the annotation of a GenBank genome assembly.
AUGAGUUUUCUUAUGCUCGCAUUAAUUCUGGCCGCAUGGGUAAGCGCAGACAUAACCGUUUUGAGUCCAGAAUUGAGAACGGAAAUCCUUGAAGAGCAAAAGUUUUUCAAAAGAGAUACUGUUGAUGAAGUGCAACCAAUGGGAGACUCCAUCGAGGAGGUCAACACGAAAAGCGGAGUUGCAGCAAAGCUGUUCCAGGGAGAUAUUGUUCUUUCGAAGGAGCAAAAGGAUCAAAUUGCUGCAGAUAUUAGUAGAGCUCGUUCCAAAAGGCAAGCCUACAAUGACCAAACCUUCCCCACCUUGAAAUGGUCUAACGGAGUUGCUUACAUGUUCUGGGAAUUAGAUAAGAAGACGAAAAGUUCCUUUGAGAAAGCAGCGAAAUUAUGGAUGGAUGACACGUGUAUCAACUUCACAGAGUAUAAACCGUACGAGAUGACACCACGUGAGACUUUUCUUAUUUAUUACCUCAUCAACAGAUACCAGUUGCUGGGGUUCCGAAUCAUCUAG